Messenger RNA from Paramuricea clavata, 4252 nucleotides. The record is from the annotation of a GenBank genome assembly. NCBI's taxonomy places the organism in Eukaryota, Metazoa, Cnidaria, Anthozoa, Malacalcyonacea, Plexauridae.
UUUAGGCCCCAUCCUUACAUCUUUUUCAACCAUGACCAUAACAGCAUGACUUUUCUGGGAUUUCUACUCAGCCAUAAUGGUGACUUGCUUGUUCCCGGAACCAAUGAAAUUUUAGAACAAAGAUUGAUGGACGCUGCAUUAAGAGCACAACUUAAAUGUCAAGGAGUUGAUUUUGAUGUAAACUACGAGGAACGUGACAGGUUUGUGUCAAUACGUAAUCUAAUCUGUUUUAUAUUUUCUCGCAGAUUCGUAUGAUUGCAAGGAAAACAUUUAUUUGGGGGGAAAUGGACUAGAAUUCAUAUGUUUUUCUUCCAAUCAAAUAUGAAAGUCAUUAUUAUACCCAAUUCGUAUAACAUAUAUAGUAUGUCAGACGAUUUCCUUGAAAUUGCAAAGGACGUUCUCGAAGAGCAUCGUUUAGUGAUGGCUAAUGCAUUCCUUUUAAAAAAUAUUUAUUAAUUAACUGAAAUUACUUACUUUUAUUUUUUAUGGUUAUUUUUUCCAUUAAAGACCGUCACGUAUUGCGAACUUAUGCAGUGUCAUGGGAGUUAACCAUAUGUUUGAUCCAGACCCCACAUAUGAACUCACCACAGAUAAUGUUAAAAAGAUAUUGGCAAUCCACAUGCGAUUCAGGUUAGUUUGAAGAUUUUUUGCAUGCAUGAGUGAGCGUUUUUAAAUAUUUAGCAAUGAAUAUUUUAACUACUUAUUUCAAUGAAACAUUUCGAUUUUGCUAAUUGUAUAAUCUACCUGUUUUUGCGACAUUUGUGUACAUUAGACAUGUUUAUCUACUCUGGUCUGAAUGAAUAAAUUGCAUCUUGUUUGAUCUUAACAAGAUCCUCAGGCUUUGCGAAUGAUGAUACAGUAUAACGUCAAAACGGGUUUUGUGGUGACCUUAAUUAUAUGUAAUUACAUACAUUACUUCACCAUUAUCAUUCGAUCACCGUAAUUGGUUCUCUAACAUAUUGUCUUUGAAUAAAUCAAUAAAACUGACGAAUAAAUCUAUAUUAGCUAGGUCGUAAUUUCUAUCUGUUAACUGGAGAGAACGAAACAAUAUUAUCUUCAUACCUAAUUUACUAAGAUUGAGAUAUAUAGUAGUUAAAGGUAUAUUUUUAUUUCAAAAAGGUGUGGCAUACCAGUAAUUAUCAUGGGGGAGACAGGAUGUGGCAAGACUCGUCUUAUUAGAUUCAUGUGUGAACUUCAAGCUGGACCUGAUGGGCCGAAAAAUUUGGUACUCAUGAAGGUUUGGAGAGUUUUGAUUACUUUUUAAGCGCCUUAGUUCUUGCUAAAUUCACCAGAUUGGAAUUUCAUUUGAAUUUGUUCAAUGUUGCUGUUGAUAUCAAAAUUUAUAAACAUGGGAACUUCAUUGUUUCUUCCUACUUUAUCUGACUCACUAGUCAUAAAUGGGGCCUGUUCAUAUGACCCAGCUAGGCGGGAGACGACAUUUUCCAAUAUUGCUGAUAUACAAUUUUGCUACUAUUCUGCUUAUAAGCGCGGGGUAGAAGUUUACCAUAUACAGUAUACACUCUAUCCCAGACAGACAAUGCGAGUUUGCCUUCAAGCAUUUGUCCCGCAUAGCCCAGAUUAUGUAAACUGAUCCCGGAACUGCAAUUGGAACAUUUUAGGACAUAUACUAAAUUGCACAUUAUCAGAAUACCUGUGCACAAAGUUAAUAUUUUACAGUAUUUGUCAUAUUAUGACAAUGUCAAAUCCUUGUUAAGCCCCCAGCGACCUCAUAAAUAAGCCCCCUUCCCCCAAUCUUUCUGAAAAUUACCCCCCUCCCUUUUAAGGGUUGUGAAUAUGGGCAGCAAACGUGGCUAUAUACAUUUCGUUUCAGGGCUAUUUUGACAUUUGCCUCGCGGGAGUCAGGCUAACCUGGCAAGUUCUGGCAAGAAAUUUGUGUGAAAUGCUUGUUAGGUUGGCAACAGCUUCAGAAGGCUUAGAUUCGUGGAUUUCGUACUCGUUUGGGCUAAAUCGUGUAUUAUAACAUGAUUUUCAGCCCAGUGAGUUGGUUGGCCAACUUAUGCAAUUUAUGACCUUUAGUGCAUGUGAGACUCUGGGGGGAUAGCCUCGCUCACGAUAGAGGCUGGGCCAGUCAAUUCAACCAGCCUGGUUCAUGUGAAUGCGAUCUCAAAAAUAGGAGCAAAAUUUAUAUACAUGCAGUAUAAGGCAUGCAGUAUCUCACCACUGGCAGGUAUAUAUUGGUGAACUGUCUGUGCCAGUGUAGGAGUGCCAAUAUAAAUAACAAGCCUUCGUUGAUACGGAUGAAACUACCUGAAAAAUGUAAGGAGAAUUUCGACAUUUUAAGCGAAAGCCCGUCGCUCGAAAUUCACUUUAUAUUUUUCAGGUAGUUGCAUCCCUACCAACAAAAGCUUGUUAUAUAGGUAUAUAUUAGGUCCAAAACUGGCUCGGCAGCUUACAUCGUACUACAGUACCUGGUUGAGUUUUGUUUGAUCUAGCCUGGGCAGGAUGUAUGCACGCAGGCAAGUUCGUGUUGCCUGUCCGGGAUAAAGUGUUUACUGUAUGCAUGUGAUGGAUUUUUUGCUUGCCUAGCCGGGAUUCUGGCAAGGAAUGUCUCGCAUUUAGACAGGAUAGUAGCAGGAUCGUAUAUAAGCAAUAUUGGCAAAUGUCGUCUCACGUCAUACGAACAAGCCCCCCAUUGUGACCAGUGAGAAAACAAAAAAAAAAUUUAGUAAAGUGAGAAACAUAAAGUAAGAAACAAUGAAGUGCCCAUGUGCAUAAAUUUUGAUAUCUGAACAGCAAUAUUAAACAAUGUCAUUCUGUCCAAAAAUCAUCCAUCUUCUUAAGUUAGAACUCCGUUAUCAAUGAAUAUGUUUUCAUUCAAAGUUUAAAAACAAUGAAAACAAGUUUUGAAUGUCAGAAGAAAACGAAGAAUAUUCACGUCCAGAAGUUGCAACACAAUGUUGACCCAUUAUCCUGUCGUUGACCAACUCAACGAGAAAUGAAAUGAUAUUAGCUAUUGAGCUUAUCAAUUAAAACAUACUUGCCAUAGGUUUGAAUUUUCGCACUCCGCCGUCCAAAUAUUUGAUGCAUGAGUUUCUUUUUGCCCAUUUAUACCAACAAAUCUAUUUCAGAACCAUCCACAGAGAUAUGAAAACCAACCAGUAGCAGCUGUGAAAAAUGCAACUAUAUAUAGACUUUCUGGCAGGAAUCAAACCUGCGGCCUGCAAUCCAGUGCAGCGCUCUAGGCUUACCCGAGCUAUAGAACCCAGUUGUCGAGCUUUAACUGCAAGUUCAUGUAUACUACGGUGAUACCAAUGUGUAAGGUAUGUGGGUAAAUAUUAGGGGUUUUGGCAUCUAACUAUUUCACUCAAGUGAGAUGCCCAAAAUUCUUAUAUUUACCCAUGAACGUGCGGUUAGAACUUGACAAUUAGACUGUGUAGCUCAGUUGGUUAGAUUACUGCACGAGAAUCGCAGGGCCGCAGGUUCGAUUCGUGCCAGAGAGCAUAUAAUUUUUGCAACUGUUCCUGGUUAAGUGGAAAUUUCACGCAUCUACAAAACCCUUUAACAUUCAAUUAUAAACAUCAAUGCCUAGCAUAAUAUGCGUAAAAGAGCCAUCACAAAAUUAAAUUAUGAAUUAUAGUUUUAUCAAGUCAGAUGACCAAAAUCCUAUAUUUAUGCUAUUUAAAAAAUAAAACUUUUUAAAACUUGAUUUCAUUGAUUUUUAUGCGCUAAUCCGUUCAGAGCUUACAAAUUUUAGAGGCUUUAUUUAAGUUUGUGCAAGGCAAAGUUUGAAGGUCCAUAUCUUCUCAAAUAUCUUCUCAACAAGUUAUGAAUAAAAAAAUCCGCUCAAGUAAUUUCAAGAGAAAUUUCUGAAUUAAUGUCAUGCAAAUUAAUGCCACUUGCAGAGAAGCUUUCAAGUGGCUCCAUAGAUGAAUGCGUUUUACGUAUUCUGAUAUAGCUUAGAGCCGAAAUAUAAACAAGUUUCCUGAUUGGCGGAAACGAAAUUCGUCCUUAUUUUAAUGAAAAUGUUUGGCUUAGAUACAUGGUGGAACCACUUAUACAGAGAUUGAAAAGAAAGUGGAAGAAGCAGAGAAAUAUGCUUCUUGCUAUGAGGGGAUAAAUGUUGAUACAAUUUUGUUCUUUGAUGAGGCCAAUACAACUGAUGCAGUUGAUCUUAUUAAAGAAAUUAUGGUCGACCGAAGAGUAAAUGGACGAGCUAUAAAUCCGAAACUAACGAGGCUUCAUUUUAUUGCUGCCUGUAAUCCAUACCGAAAGUAAGUUAAAGCGAUUAGAA